Messenger RNA from Larimichthys crocea (large yellow croaker), 717 nucleotides. RefSeq names its product odorant receptor 131-2. Gene Ontology annotation, molecular function: odorant binding; G protein-coupled receptor activity; olfactory receptor activity. Gene Ontology annotation, cellular component: membrane. The record is from RefSeq and is a predicted model, not a curated record. The transcript has a single exon. Gene Ontology annotation, biological process: detection of chemical stimulus involved in sensory perception of smell; G protein-coupled receptor signaling pathway. Bases 130 to 717 code for a protein of 195 amino acids. NCBI's taxonomy places the organism in Eukaryota, Metazoa, Chordata, Actinopteri, Sciaenidae.
UGUUAUUCAUGUCUGAUAUCCUCCUCAUCUUGAACCAUUUUGGAAUAGUUAUGCAAGUUUGGAUGUGUGUCAUAUCUCUGUUUGUGGGUACUUGUGUAUUACAUAGUUACACCAGUUACUCUGACAGCAAUGACCCUGGAGCGAUAUGUGGCCAUCUGCAUGCCCCUGCGUCAUUCAGAGCUGUGCUCCACACGCAGCACUAUGCAUUGCAUCCUCAUCAUUCACAGCCUCAGCUCUGUACCCUGCAUUGUUGUUCUCUCCACCUUCUUUGCAUCAGCUUCUUUUAGCCUGUAUGAACAAUACAGGCUAUGCUCUGUGGAGAUGUUCAUGUUGUACAGAUGGCAGGAUCAUGUUAGGUCAGCUGUGCAUCAGUUUUACUUCUUGAUUAUGGUUAUCAUCAUUGUAUUCGCCUAUGUUAAAAUAAUGAAAGUGGCUAAAGCUGCAUCAGGAGAGGAUAAAAAGUCGUCAUGGAAAGGGCUCAGAACAGUAAUUCUUCAUGGUUUCCAGCUGCUGCUCUGUCUCAUCCAGCUGUGGUGUCCAUUCAUAGAAACUGCUGCAUUUCAGAUAGAUUUCAUGUUAUUUAUUAACGUCAGAUACUCUAAUUACAUUUUGUUUAAUCUUACUCCAAGAUGUCUGAGUCCUCUUAUUUAUGGCCUCAGGGAUGAAACCUUUUUUCAUGCUCUUAAAAAUUUUGUCUUGUAUAAAAGCAAUAUUUGA